UGCCUUUUCUUCAAGCCAUGACCAUUAACCCUUGCUUGUUUGAAUCUUCAUCUCUCUCUCUUUUUCUUCUUAUUCUUUCGUUUCAUAACAUAUAUUCUUCUUGACAUGGGUUUGCUUUUGCUUCAAUUUUACAUCUUCUUUUGACUUAAAAUCUCUCUUCUUCUAUAUAUAUUUGGAUUCACAAGAGUGUCUUCUCUGGUGGGUUUUCGAUAUUAAGCAUGGAAAAGCAAAAUUUUGGUACCAAUGGUGGCUAUAAAUUGCCUAUUGGAUACCGAUUUUGCCCCACAGAUGAAGAACUUUUACUACACUACUUGAAGAGGAAGGUUCAUGCUAUGCCAUUGCCUGCUUCGGUCAUUUCAGAUUUUGAUGUCUUCCAAACAGACCCUUGGGCCUUGCCAGGUGAUGUGAAGGAAAAAAGGUACUUCUUUUGCAACCAUCGAAAGAUGGAUAUUUUGAAUAAUAAGAUGUGCAAGAGAGUAAAUUCUGGUUCUGGGUUUUGGAAGCCUGUUGUUAAUAAAGACAAGUUGAUUGUGGCUUCUGAGUUUAAUAACCAAGCAAUUGGAGUUCGAAAAACUUUGGUGUUUUGUGGAGGAAAACGCCUAUUUCAGGACUCGAAAACUCGUUGGUUCAUGCAUGAGUAUCACUUUGUUCGUUCACAAACUAUCACCAACUCACUCCAUCUGAUAUCUCAGCCACAGAUGAAUUGGGUUGUGUGUGGAGUGUUUCAGAAGAAGAGAAAGCUUAACAAUAGUAAACAAAGGAAGAGAAAUGAGUUGAUGAUGACUGAGGGUUCACCUAGACCUUCUUUCUCAUGUUCAAGUGGAGUUACUGAGGUUUCUUCAUCCAUUAAUGGAGGCUUAUUAGAAGAUGAUCAAGAAGAAAGCAGUGCCAACAUUAUUAGCUAUAAUAAUGGUUCAAAAUCAUCAUCAUCAUCAUGCACCAGCACCAGAAAGCCUAAUUAGAUUAAUACUUUAGUUUAGUGUUAAUUAGGCAACACUGUGUUAUGCAACGAAUUACAUUAACUUCAAUUAAAGGCAUUUUAACCUUUGUCAUCAAGAGCUCAAUUAUAUAAUGAUGAGAUUGUGUUUUUUAACCAAAUCAAUCUAUAUAUCUCAUUAUCAUA
Molecule: messenger RNA, 1123 nt
Organism: Humulus lupulus (European hop)
Lineage: Eukaryota; Viridiplantae; Streptophyta; Magnoliopsida; Rosales; Cannabaceae
Product: NAC domain-containing protein 83-like
Exons: 3
Coding region: 219-962 (247 amino acids)
Biological process (GO): regulation of DNA-templated transcription
Molecular function (GO): DNA binding
Source: RefSeq, a predicted model, not a curated record